AUGGCAAGCACAGUCGGCACUAUUCUGAGCGCUCCCCGCGAGCUCUUGAUUAUCCUUGCGUGCGAGUUCGCUGAUUCCUUUAGUACGUUCGCGCUUGACUAUGUGUUCGUGCUUUUUCUUAGCAGCGUGUUUAGUUUCAGCGACCAGGGGGCUGGAUGGUUAUACGGCAUUUUUGGUCUCAUGGUUCUGUUGUACGGGGUUGUAGUGGGUCCACUUAUUGACAACAUCGGAGUCAAAUGGGCCCUGAUCGUAGGCUCCACCUUCGCGACCAUUGGGCGUCUUUCAAUUGUCUUUGUCUCGGAAGCAGCUCUCCUCCUGGCGAUCCUGUUGACCGUACUGCCCAUAGGUGUCGCCAUGACGAGUAAUGUCCUCAAACUUGGAGUAAGGAGGUACACAACAAAGGCGUAUCGAUCGUUGGCGUUCGAUUCCUCGUAUUUCGCGAUCAACUGUGCCGCCCUCGGGUCUGCCGUUCUCCUGACGGGCACACGAGCUCUAGCGGCGCACUACGGCCAAUACUACAGGCUUUAUUUGCUGCUGUCUUUUUCGUGUUGCCUAGUCCAGCUUAUUCUUUCCUGCUGUCUGCGAGAAAUAGUCGUUCACGAAGAGACUAACGACGUCAGGGAAUUUUGCAUACAGUCGUCUCAUCCAUUCGAGAUCCUGCACAGCGUCUGCAAAUCAUCAAGCGUCUGGAAAUUUUUUUUCGUCUCGCUAUUGGUAUGCGCCGGGGUCGGCACAUGCCUACGGCACUUCGGAAGCACAUUUCCGAAGACAUUCACAAGAGUACACGGAGCAAACGCUCCCUUCGAGCUGGUUCUGUCCGUAAACCCAGUAUUAAUCAUGGUGUUAAUGCCCUUGGUGUCGUUGUCUCGAUUCAAUCAGUACGCGUCUCCAUACGAACUGCUCGUUAUAGGAUCUACCAUUUCGGCACUCUCAAUGUUCGUCAUGGGAGUCUCGGCCUCGACAGCAGCGGCAGUGAUAAGCAUCGCGGCGUUCACCGUCGGGGAAAUGAUUUGGGCACCACGGUUUUUGGAGAUGUCUGUGAUGGUCGGCGACGAGGGACGAGAAGGGACCGUUGUCGCUCUUACUGGCUUCCCUAAGUUCAUCGCUCGUCUUGUUGCUGGCGGGUCAUCAGGAUACCUACUGCAGCGAUACUGCCCCCAACAAGGCAUAUGUCAAAGCGGAGGCAUGGUAUGGUCAGUCGUCGGAUUUCUCGCUCGUAAGACCUGGCCAGAAAGUACGAGUCAAGGCCUCAGCGCGAAGCCAACGCUUCUGUAG
Besnoitia besnoiti is the source of this 1275-nucleotide messenger RNA. RefSeq names its product transporter, major facilitator family protein. Lineage: Eukaryota; Apicomplexa; Conoidasida; Eucoccidiorida; Sarcocystidae. The coding region runs from base 1 to 1275 and encodes 424 amino acids. The transcript is spliced from 11 exons. Gene Ontology annotation, biological process: transmembrane transport. Gene Ontology annotation, molecular function: transmembrane transporter activity. The record is from RefSeq and is a predicted model, not a curated record.